CCGGAAGUAGCAAUUUUAGCUUAACUAUGUCCCGAGAGAAAAAUGUCUUAAGAGUUUGUGUAAAACAAUGGUUUAAUAAUAAAUGUCUCUACAGUUAUCGUGCGGAUGUAGCUUCUAAGUAUUUGUUUGGACCGCUAUGAUUAUUUCUAGCCGAAAUUUGCAUUACCGAAUGUAAUUAGCCUUCAUUAGCAAUAUGAAUGGACUUUUAGCUAAAGUAGCUAACAGCAGAGACCUUAUCAGUGUUUCGGAUGUUGAACCUUUUAAAAGUUCAUGGUUUAGUGUUUUAAGAGGAGUCCACAUUCCGACUUUGUGAGACUGUCAGAGGAGGACCACACCGUCUCUGGACACCUUUAUAAGCCUUGCUGAUCAUUUAAGGAGCGAGAGACUGGAGACAGAGUGGAACCAGAACUUCUGACCAAGUUUAGGUCAGCAGAAAAACAGAAGAUACAGGUUAUAUGUCUGAAAUCUUGACCUACCAGAACUCAUAAAGGUUCAAAACAAGGAUUGUCAAAGGAGAAUCGUAAGUGGAGCGAGAAUGUCUGAAGCGAUGAAGUUUGAAGCAGAAGACCCUGGAGGACUCAGUUUGGUUCCCCCCAUACCUGCAGCAUCAACAUCAGAACUGGAGCAGGAACAGGACCGGACAGAUCUCAGCUAUCAGAUGUUGGUGAUUAAAAAAGAGAUCCUCCCAGACUGGACCUUCAGUUUGGACCAGCAGCACCCAGAGCCCCCACACAUAAAGGAGGAAGAAGAGGAACAGUGGAUCAGUCAGGAGGGUGAGCAGCUUGCUGUCAAGAGAGAAGAAGAAAAGCCUCAGCUAUCAGAGCUUCAUCAAAUCAAAACUGAACACAGAGAGGCAGAAACUUCAACCACCGGCUCAACUGAACAAAUAGAAACAGAACAAGAUGGAGAGGACUGUCUAGACCCAGAAUCAGAGACGAACCCUGAUCCAGCAUGUUCUUCUCAAGAGAGUAAGGUGACAGUUCACAAAAGAGGUAAAAGAUCUAAACUGCAUUCAAAACCCACAGCUCAGGUUGGAGUCCACACAGGAGAGAACCCGUUUGGCUGUGAUAUCUGUGGUGAAAGAUUCAAACGGAAGUCUCAUGUUAAAUUACACAUGAUGACACACACGGAAAAUGAAGAGCACGGCUGUGAUCUUUGUGGCAAAGUGUUUAAAAAAAAGAGUUACCUUCAGAUCCACAUGAGACUCCACACUGGUGAGAGACCAUUUGCCUGUGAUGACUGUGGUAGAAGGUUUCAUAGAAAGACCAUUCUUAAAAACCACCUGGCUGUCCAUUCAGGAGAAAAACCUUUUUCCUGUGAUGUUUGUGGUACACGAUUUAAAAGAGAGAAAUCUCUUAAAAACCACACGUGGUUAAUCCACACUGCAAAGAAACCAUUUUCAUGUACUGUUUGCAGCAAAAGAUUUUCACAAGAAGAACAUCUGAACAGUCACAUGGGAGUUCACACAGGAGACAAACAGUUUGUGUGUGGGUUUUGUAGUAAAGGGUUUUCACUGAAAUCAAAUCUAAAGACUCACAUGCGUGUUCACACAGGAGAGAAACCUUUUAUCUGCAAUAUUUGCUGUAAGGAGUUCUCACGACAAGAUCAUCUAAAGAGUCACAUUCGUGUUCACACAGGAGAGAAACAGUUUAUAUGUGGGGUCUGUAAUAAAGAGUUUGCGCUAAAACAGAAUUUAAAGACUCACAUGCGUGUUCACUCAGGUGAGAAGCCAUUCAUUUGUAGCAUUUGUAGUAAAGGCUUUUCACAGCAGAACCGUCUCAAAAGUCACAUGAGUGUUCACACAGGAGAGAAACCGUUUGUUUGUAGCGUUUGUAAUAAAGAAUUUUCACAGCAGCGGAAUCUAAAGAUUCACAUGCAUAUUCACACAGGGGAGCAACCGUUCCUCUGUAGCGUCUGUGGUAAAGGAUUUUCACUGCAAAGGAAUCUAAAGAUUCACAUUCGCGUUCACACAGGGGAGAAGCCAUUUGUCUGUAGCUUUUGUAGUAAAGGCUUUUCACGCCAAGAUUAUUUAAAGAGUCACAUGCGUGUUCACACGGGCGAGAAACCAUUUGUUUGUGGUGUUUGUAACAAAGGAUUUACGCAACAACAAAACCUGAAAAGACAUAUGGAAGCUCACACUGCAUGAUUUAUCUGUAGUGAUUGUAGUGAACAUUUGGUUGGAGAUGUAAAGAUAAAUCUACAUGUGAGAUUCCUCACAGACCAGAACCAUUUGUCUUUACGGUGAUGCAGUUUCACAAGCAGGAAAUAGAAGAGAUUCAAGGGUAGCACUGGACAAUUUAGCAAAAAUUUUAUAUCACAGCUUUCUUUUAUCAAUAUUACAAUUAUGAUUUUAUCACAUAAACAAGUCGCUUCAAGAAAAAUAAAACAGAGCACUUAGGCUAAACACAUUCAAAUCAGCAUGAAUAACUUUGCCAACUUUUGUCAAGCACAGCUGAGAUUAAUUAACAUAUUAGUGAUUCAUGUUAAAAAUAAUGUUAAUGCCAAUAUGUCAUGCAUCCCUAAUAAAUAUUAUAGAGUUGGCUUACACUCUGUCUCAAACUGAUUUACCUACUGCAACUCAAAUAAAUGUAUUUAAAUUUAAAUGCCAACACUACUGAGGUAAAGUUUAUUCUUGCUACAAAGUAAAGAUCUAACAGUAUCAACAUUUUGUACCAUAAUACUGUAAACAUCCUCAUUAUAGUUAAUUUAACGUCAUCAUAAAUGCUUGCAUUAUUAUUAUUGGUAGUAGUAGUAGUUGUAGUAAUGUGUUUCAUAAGUUCACUGUCUCACCAACACAUUCAGGAAGUCUGCUGUCUUGCAUUAUAUCUGUCAGGGAUAAAUCUCAGUGUUUUUCAAGCAGAACACACAAAGCACCCAAAUAUAUUAUUUAAAGUUUUGAGCUCUUUUCACAUUCUUAACGCUCUUAUUGUGAAGGUUUGCUGUACUGACAUUGUUAAGUAGAGGAGAAAGACUUGAGUUAUAAUUCAGGCAGUCUUGCCAAGUAUGAGCAGACCCUCAAAUAUAAUGGCAGCAGUCCAACAAAUCUGACAAGCUGGUAACAUGUUAAACAGACAAUGCAGGUCAUUCUGAUGGCUUAAACAUUCACCAUUUAACCAAGAAAAAAGGCCUUCCUUUCUUGGUAAUAAAGUCAGAAGUACAGCUUCAAUUAGCAGCUUUGAUCUUUGGUAUUACAAUAUUCCUGGUGUACUUCAACAUUCUGCUGCUUAUGUCUGAGGCGACACACGUGACAAUGCGUUCAAUGGACAAUCAAAAAGGCUUGACGUUUUUAUAGUGCUGUAACUAAAUAUGGACAGCAAAACAUAUUUUAUUCCUAAAGAAGUUCAUUCAGACAUUUAUAAUGAAAAAGACAAUUUAUGCAGUUAAAUAUUAGUUAAGUCGGUAUUCAGCAGUAUUUGGGCUCCUCGUAUUUCAAACAGCGGAAAUGUUAUUUGCUCUCUUGAUGGUCCCAUAUAUUUCAUUUAUUGGAUCUAUCUCUCACAUUCUUUGCGAUCUCGUAUAAUAAAUGUUUUUAGAAGUCA
Messenger RNA from Girardinichthys multiradiatus, 3539 nucleotides. Its product is annotated as gastrula zinc finger protein XlCGF57.1-like. Gene Ontology annotation, biological process: regulation of transcription by RNA polymerase II. The transcript has 3 exons. The record is from RefSeq and is a predicted model, not a curated record. The coding region runs from base 536 to 2146 and encodes 536 amino acids. Gene Ontology annotation, molecular function: DNA-binding transcription activator activity, RNA polymerase II-specific; RNA polymerase II cis-regulatory region sequence-specific DNA binding. Lineage: Eukaryota; Metazoa; Chordata; Actinopteri; Cyprinodontiformes; Goodeidae. Gene Ontology annotation, cellular component: nucleus.